Arthroderma uncinatum is the source of this 4374-nucleotide messenger RNA. Its product is annotated as DNA mismatch repair protein msh-2. Lineage: Eukaryota; Fungi; Ascomycota; Eurotiomycetes; Onygenales; Arthrodermataceae. The coding region runs from base 1 to 4374 and encodes 1457 amino acids. Gene Ontology annotation, biological process: mismatch repair; mitotic recombination. Gene Ontology annotation, molecular function: mismatched DNA binding; ATP binding; ATP-dependent DNA damage sensor activity. Gene Ontology annotation, cellular component: nucleus; MutSalpha complex. The transcript is spliced from 5 exons. The record is from RefSeq and is a predicted model, not a curated record.
AUGAACCCGGAGCAACGACGGGGUGACCCAGGGGUAUCACGAGGCAGCGCGGGGCCUCAUCCUUCUCAGCCCAUACAUGAUGAAGGAGUUGAAGGAAGCCGACCUCAGGGCAGGGGAGUAGAAGCACCGGCAGAAGAAGGGAAAGAUAUGCAUGAUGACAACGACGCAGGCGGACACAGGGAUAAGAGACAGAGGCGAAGUAAUGAUGCUAGCAGCGGACUUGGGUCUGGACCUAUGUCUGAGUCAGAUUCAGGAACGGUUGAUAGGAUUCAUCUCGAACUCCAAACCGAGCAGACUGAGCCCUGGGGUGGCCUGCCAUUGCAUAACCCGGAACUGUAUGAGCGGGUACAGAGGGAUGGGGAGUCAGGGGCAUAUAUCGGGCCAGGAGCUGGCAUCGUGGUUCGAUAUACGCCACAGGAACGAACUGCCCUUGCUGCAGGUGAUACCCCGGUCCCUGAAGGAGGUAGGAGAGCAGGGGAGGCAACUGAAACGGUUAUUUCGGUUACAGGAACGUCAAGUGAUGCUGACGAGCUCCCUGCCAUCCCGAAGAAAAGGUCAAGACCUGAAGAGGGUUCGGGAUCAGGGGAUGACAGCCACAACAAGUCUGUCGAAGCGCGGGAGCAUGGCGGGAAAGCUGUAGGGGAGACUAGCUCAGAUCCAGUUAUUGUUGACGUGAGAGAACGGCGCUUCCCGCGGGCUACUAGAGAGCGGGAAACAAGGCCCAUCGGCCCUGAUUUUGGCCAACGAAUUACUAUUUCUGAUGAUGAUAGCCAUAAGACGCAGUUCACUAGAAAUGGAUCACGAAUCAAGGACCGCGCAGAACCUCCAUCAUCACCGCAAUUCACACCCUCACCAGGCAUAGACGGGGUAUAUACUUCCAAAGGCCCCUACGCCUCAUGGUAUCGUAAAAGACGCAUUAGACAACUGCGUUCAGAGUUCAAACGCAUGGGCCGGAGGCGGUUGCUCCUUGCCUUUCCUCCACAGAAACUACCAACUAGACGAAUCCGGACUUGGAGCGCGUCGAGGAUCAGUAUUUUAGGCGAAUUUGGCAGGACAUUGGCUGCAGCCUUGCCACCUUAUCCGCAACUGACUAGGCCCGGUAGAAGAGUCGCUCUCAUUCGUCAUGAACAGACGCCGGUUGUGAAGCUAGAAGAUUCGCCAUCAGAGGUUGACCCAAGACAGAUUCCUCUUCCGUCAAUUGAAGAAGAUCCCUUGAAAUAUGAGAGAGUGGAAGGUUCUUCCCGUGAGACUUCUCACAAUUCUCAGGCUGAACCCAAGGUUGAAGCUCCGGCUGAAGCUCCGAAUGAGGAGCCGCCUAAGAGAGCUAGAAGACAAGCUGCCAUCGCGGGUAGACAAAAGAUGCUAGACCGUACUGCACCGCCCGCAAAACGCCAAACUCGCGGACUGGGGGCAAGAAAGGCAAGCGUUGCAUCUUCCCGCGGGCCGCAAGCCUCUACAGCGAAUGAUGAUGGAAGAGUAGCGGUCCCUGAUACAAUCCACGAGGAUGCUGAGGAUGAUGAUGCAGAAGAUGAAGAUGCUGAGGACGCUGGCGAGAGCAGCAACCAGCCAGCGCAAAGUGGGAAAGGCAAAGGUAGGAGUAGAGCUCCAAACAAAGCUCCAGCUAAGACCAAGUCAAAGAAAGCGCCCGUUGACGAUGAAGUCGGGUUUAUUCGAUUUUUCCGCUCACUAGAUUCUGAAGAUGAGUCUACAAUUCGCGUGUUCGAUCGUGGUGACUGGUAUACCGCCCACGGCAGAGAUGCAGAGUACAUCGCCCGCACAGUCUACAAGACCACGUCAGUCAUACGAACACUGGGACGAAGCGACAGCGGCCUCCCCUCAGUGACCCUAUCCGUCACCGUAUUUCGAUCGUUUUUACGUGAAGCCCUUUUCCGCUUGAACAAACGCAUUCAGAUAUGGUCAUCGCAAGGCGGUGCUUCUGGGAAGGGUUGGAAGCUCUCAAAGCAGGCCAGCCCGGGAAAUUUACAAGAUGUGGAGGAGGAGUUAGGUGGAGCUUCUGGAGGGAAUGCUAUGGACACCUCCCCUAUCAUUCUCGCUGUUAAAGUAUCUGCUAAGGCUGCAGAGACGAGGCACGUUGGCGUAUGCUUUGCAGAUGCAAGUGUCCGGGAACUUGGAGUCAGCGAAUUCGUGGAUAAUGACCUGUACUCCAAUUUUGAAUCGUUACUCAUUCAGCUUGGAGUUAAAGAGUGUUUGAUUACCGCCGAGGGACAAAAAAAGGACGUCGAGCUAUCGAAGCUGAGGCAAAUUGCAGAUAGCUGUGGAGUUGCUAUUACACAACGACCCGCCAGCGAUUUCGGAACCAAGGAUAUCGAGCAGGACCUAUCUAGGUUACUGAAAGACGAGAGGGGCCCAGCAAUGUUACCACAGACAGACCUUAAAUUAGCAAUGGGCUCUGCGGCCGCUUUGAUCGGCUACCUCAACGCAAUGUCUGAUUCUUCGAAUUUCGGCCAAUAUCAACUUUACAAGCAUGACUUGGCACAAUACAUGAAACUAGACGCAUCUGCACUCAGAGCGUUGAAUCUCAUGCCUGGACCGCGAGAUGGCAUGAAACACAUGAGUCUUUACGGUCUACUAAAUCAUUGCAAGACGCCCGUUGGAGGUCGUCUAUUGGCUCAAUGGCUAAAGCAACCACUGAUGAACCAUGUGGAUAUCGAGAAGCGCCAGCAGUUGGUUGAAGCAUUUGUGACAGAUACCGAAUUAAGGCAGACUAUGCAAGAGGACCAUUUACGAUCCAUACCAGAUCUCUACAGACUGGCCAAACGUUUCCAGCGAGGAAUGGCCAACUUGGAAGAUGUCGUUCGUGUAUACCAGGUGGUAAUUCGCAUUCCCGGCUUUAUCAACUCUUUCGAAGGAGUCAUGGACGAGAAAUACCAAACACCUUUAGAUGCAGAAUAUACAACCAAGCUACGCAAACUUUCCAAUGACCUGGGGAAACUUGCGGAAAUGGUUGAGACAACAGUUGACCUAGACGCUCUGGACAACCAUGAAUUCAUUAUCAAACCGGAGUUUGACGAUAGUUUGAGGAUAAUCAGAAAGAAACUCGACAAGUUAAAAUAUGAUAUGGACUCUGAACAUAAGAAAGUCGGCAGAGAACUUGGUCAGGACAUUGAGAAGAAGCUUUUCCUAGAGAACCACCGAGUGCACGGUUGGUGCUUCAGGUUAACGCGAAAUGAAGCUGGCUGUAUUCGCAACAAACGAGAGUACCAGGAAUGUUCGACACAGAAAAACGGUGUAUACUUCACAACCUCAACGAUGCAAUCGCUACGAAGGGAGCACGACCAACUCUCAAUGAACUACAAUCGAACGCAGACUGGCCUCGUUAGUGAGGUUGUCAACGUUGCAGCUUCAUAUUGCCCACUACUUGAACAACUUGCCGGCAUCCUAGCACAUCUUGAUGUGAUAGUGAGCUUCGCACAUGUAUCCGCUCAUGCCCCGACUGCCUAUGUGAGACCAAAAAUACACCCACGAGGGACGGGUAACACUAUCCUCAAGGAAGCUCGCCAUCCAUGCAUGGAAAUGCAAGAUGACAUUUCCUUCAUCACCAAUGAUGUCUCUUUGAUUAGAGACGAAUCCUCCUUUCUAAUCAUCACAGGUCCCAAUAUGGGCGAGGCAGAGCUUACGAUAUUUGACUGUAUCCUGGCUCGAGUGGGCGCCAGUGAUUCUCAGCUCAAGGGCGUAUCGACGUUCAUGGCCGAGAUGCUUGAGACCGCGAAUAUCCUGAAAUCGGCAACGUCCGAGUCUUUGAUCAUAAUCGACGAGCUAGGCCGCGGAACGAGCACAUAUGACGGGUUUGGUCUUGCAUGGGCAAUUUCAGAACAUAUCGUUACUGAAAUCAAAUGCUUCAGCUUAUUCGCUACGCAUUUCCAUGAGUUGACAGCACUCGAGGAGCGCUAUCCCAAAUCAGUGAGCAAUCUACAUGUCGUCGCCUUUAUCGGAGACGGUCCUGCAUCAGAAGGAAAGAAGCCGGAGAAAGGCAAGAAGCAAGAAGUCACUCUGCUUUACCGUGUUGAGCCGGGUGUCUGUGAUCAAUCCUUUGGAAUCCACGUCGCCGAGCUGGUCCGAUUCCCCGACAAGGUCGUAAACAUGGCCCGUCAGAAGGCAGAAGAACUUGAAGACUUCACCACGUCUUCAGCUGAUGCAAAGCAGGCCGCAACCGUCGACAAGUUCACUACGGAAGAAGUUGCGGAGGGUAAUGCUCUGCUCAAAGCCAUGCUGGUCAAAUGGAAGGCCGAGGUCGAAGCCCCUGGCAACGAGAACAUGAGCGUGGAGGAGAAGAAACAGCGACUGCGAGAUCUUGUUGCUGCAGAUGACAAGCUGCAGGCUAAUAAGGUGUUUUUGGAUAUCAAGGCUUUAUAA